AUGGCGGCUCUAAAGGCUGGUGGGAUUACCAAAAACAACGCCGCAGGAGAGUGUUCCUCGCCCUCAACGACGCCAAGAGGGUUAGGCAUCGAACUGAUCCCCCAGCGCUACGAGAAGGGUUUCUCAGCACAGACCAGCGGCCAAGUGAUGCAGAUGCAGUAUGAGAACCGAGUCCUGCUGUCCAACAUGCAGCGCUACGACCUGGCAUCACACCUGGGCAUCAGGGCCAGCCCCCGGGAAAGUGACGCGGAGAGUGACGGAGGAGACGACGCCUCCACCUCGUCACGCUUCCCACCCCACCGUAAACGAGAAGGCCCCGUCGGAGGGGAGAGCGACUCGGACGAGGUGCGUAACAUCCGGUGCCUGACCCCCACCCGCUCCCUCUACUCCCCCGAGAGCCGCUUCCUCCCCCGCAGCCUGAAGGACCGGCAGCAGAUGGUAGACAUCCGUAUAGAAGCAGAGCGGCUGGGCCGCACYAUCGACAGGCUGAUAGCAGACACCAGUACCAUCAUGGCUGAGGCACGGGUCUAYAUGGUCUCCAACGGGGAGCUUUACGAGGAGGAAGGGAGCACCGUCAGGGAGCACGAGUUGUUGUACAGGAUCACCGCUCAGAUGAARGCCUUCAGGAAGGAGCUGCAGGGCUUUAUAGACAGACUGGAUGUCCCCAAGCCAGAGGACAAAGAGGAGGAGGAACCACUGUCUGUAAGUUGA
Messenger RNA from Salvelinus sp. IW2-2015, 711 nucleotides. RefSeq names its product microtubule cross-linking factor 3-like. NCBI's taxonomy places the organism in Eukaryota, Metazoa, Chordata, Actinopteri, Salmoniformes, Salmonidae. The record is from RefSeq and is a predicted model, not a curated record.